Messenger RNA from Sinocyclocheilus rhinocerous, 6968 nucleotides. Its product is annotated as FERM and PDZ domain-containing protein 1-like. Gene Ontology annotation, cellular component: cytoskeleton. Gene Ontology annotation, molecular function: protein binding. Bases 571 to 5868 code for a protein of 1765 amino acids. Lineage: Eukaryota; Metazoa; Chordata; Actinopteri; Cypriniformes; Cyprinidae. The record is from RefSeq and is a predicted model, not a curated record. The transcript has 17 exons.
CAAGCGCUGAAAGCAGAUUAAACGGUUAAACUGAAGUGCGUCUCUGUGAAACUCCCAUCGGACUAACCCGCCUUCGCUUUAUUUAUUUACCGUCCCAAUGAGUCUUCUGUCGGCGAUGGAUUGUUCACGAAAAUGUUACUCUUCGUGUAAGAGCUGAGGACAACUUGGAGCUCCCAUCAUGGCAGCAAGCAAGAGUCCAUGUCUGAUGCAGAGGACCACUGGAUCAAGAAGAAAACAAAGCGCCUGCACACUCUGGAAUUCAUUAUUGAUGAAACAAGACUUCUGAAACUUUCUCUUUGCUUAUAGUAACCUGCCGAAGUUCAGGUCCAAAAUAUAAAUGCAGUGCAAGUGGAUAGGACAAAAACUUCAAAAUCCUACACACUGCAUAUAGUUUUUUUGAGCUAGCCAAUGAAAUCAAUUCAUUUAAUGUUAGCUGUCGAACUAACUGACUGAGGCAUCGGAAUGAUGAGUAGACUCAAAUGAUCAAACCAAUGCUGUGAAGAAUUGGUGAUGCAGUCCAAGGAAAAGUUCCUCCUCAAUGGGGAAAUAUAUAAUCUGACUCUAAGCUAAAUGGAGGAGCGGGAUCGCAGUCGCUCACCGUCUCGCAGGACCAGCAGAGUAGAGCAGGUGGUGGGACACUGGCUUCGCCGCUCCAGAGAGUCCAUCAGCAGAGAGCGUGUGCUAGAAGAUGGGCAAGUUGCCGACAAUGGCUCCCAGGAGCAGAGGAGCUGUCCAAUUAGAGUCACUGUUAAGAUCCCACUUGACCCCAUCCUUAACUCCCAUGGCUUUACUGUCUCAACACACACUCCACCCCAAGUGCUGGACGUGACAGAAGGUGGCCCUGCUGAUGGAAAGCUUGUCCCUGGUGACCAACUUUUUAAAAUAAACAAUGUUGCCAUUGAUGAUCUAUCUACAGAGCAGGCUGCUGACAUCAUCAGAGAAUGCCAGAACACCAUAGUACUGACUGUACUAAGAAAUACUGUGGGGCCAAAGUCAUCCUUUAUAACUCCAGAGAAGAGAGCCAAGCUGAAGUCAAACCCAGUUAAAGUGAGGUUUGCAGAGGAGGUGGUGGUCAAUGGUCACUCACAGGGUAACUCUCUGCUGUUCCUGCCCAAUGUUCUGAAAGUCUCUCUGGAAAAUGGCCAAACGAAGGCUUUCAAGUUUGAAUCUAAAACCACUGUUAAGGACAUAGUAAUGACUCUGAAGGAGAAACUCUCAAUCACCCGUAUCGAACACUUCUCUCUGGUGCUGGAACAACAGUACAGCAUCAGCAAACUAUAUCUACUGCACGAAGAAGAGAUUAUUCAAAAGGUGGUUGAAAAGAAGGAGACUCACGACUACAGGUGUCUGUUCCGUGUCUGCUUUCUACCUAGAGACUUUAAGAGCAUGCUCAAAGAAGAUUCUGUGGCCUUUGAGUAUCUAUACUUACAGAGCGUGAGUGAUGUAUUGCAGGAAAGGUUUGCAGUGGAGAUGAAAUGUAAUUCAGCUCUCAGACUGGCUGCUCUACAUGUGCAGGAAAAGCUAGCCAGCAGUGGACAAUCCCUUAAAACACCACUGAAGGCCAUCAUGAAGGAGUGGGGUAUUGAAAGCUUUGUAUCCCACACCUUACUGCGAAACAUGAGAGAAAAGGACUUGAAGAAAGCCAUCAGUUACCACAUAAAAAAGAUUUUGUCUCAGGAGCCCAAGCAAAAGGUGAUCUCAGUGGAUCAAGCUAGACUGAACUACUUGAAUGAGAUGUCUGAACUCAGGUCCUAUGGAGGAAAGACUUUUAGUGCCACUAUGAUGCUGCAGGACAGAGAGUCAACGGUGAGUUUGUUGGUGGGAGCUCAAUGUGGGGUGAGUCAGGUGAUCAACCACAAGCUGAGCAUCAUGACCACACUAACUGAAUUCAGCUGCAUUACAAGAGUGGAACUAUUACCUGAGUCUGACAGAGUUAGUCUGGUCAAGAUCUACCUGCAGGAUAUAAAGCCAAUAACCUUGCUGAUGGAGUCAGUGGCAGCUAAAGAUUUAUCGUGUCUAGUUGCUGGAUACUGCAAACUGCUUGUGGACCCCCAGGUCUGUGUGUUCCCCUGGUCAACUAAUACAAAGAGCCACCGCAUAUCAGCAGAGGAGGGUUAUGUGUCACACUGUGGCAGUGACUCUGACGACUCAGACACAGACGUGGAUGCUCUCCUUGCUCAUGUUGCUAGCACUGCCAGAAGCAACAACACAGCAGUUAAACCCAGUGAUAAGCUACCAGACGAAACCGAAAAAGCACAAAGUUACAUAGAAAAAGAUGAAGAGGUGGAGACGGAAGGAGGCAAAGAAGAGGAGGUGGUUGAGAAGAAGGAAAGGGAGGAGGACAAAGAAACCAUCCAUGAAUCUAUGCUUGGUAAUAAUGGAAAAACAGUAGAAAGAGACAACGAGAGAGUGGGCACAGAAAAGGAAGACGAAGAGCAAGAGAAAAAGCCUCAACAACCUCAGUGUGUCAUCAUUGUCGAUGACCCAUCAUCUGAAGCAUCUGAUUCAUACCAAACUGAGUCACAUUUCAUGACCAGCAUGUCCAGUGACUCUAUAGAUGCCCUAGAGGAGGACGACCUCAUGACCUACUUUUCUACCAGACGCCCAUGCCAUUUACCAGUGAAAGACUCUUACUGCUGUGAAGAUCGCUAUUCACCAUCAUUGUCUCCACAGCAACUGCACAGCAAUGAUUCUCAUUCCCAAAGUGACCUGUGCUCUGCUGAUUCCCACUGUGAGCCUGAUAUUAACCAAUUCUUUUGCGUUCCUGCACUCUCAAAUAUUGCUGAAUGUCUACCUAGUCCCCCUGCAGCCAGUGAAGAGGAGGAUUGUGAGGAAUUGGGAACAGAGAAUGAAAAACAUGAAAAUGAGUCACCUGCAAAAUGUCCUGGGAGCAGCCUACCUCCUUCUGGAGACUAUGUGUUCACAUUUGAACAAGGAGACACCAGACAUUAUUACAAUAUCUGCUCCAAUGUUACCCCUGACAGUGCCCGGAGCCUUCCACGACCUCUCUCUCCUCCAGGUCCUGUGGAAACACAACCAGAUCAGGAAAGAGAGGAAGUGAAUCAGACAGAAACAGUGCCAAUCUUUCAACCCCCACCAGGGUUUGGAGAUAGCAGUUCAGAUGACGAGUUCUUUGAUGCUCGGGAAAGAUUCACAUCUCCUGAAGAACCCUCCUCAACUGCCAUGACAAGAGAAACUUCUGCAGAGUCAAGCACCAUAUUACAGACACUAAGCCUGAGGGGGAUUGGCAUCUGUGCAAGUGAACAAGAGACAGUGGAUUUAGAGAGGAAAGAAAAGGAAGAAGGAAAAAUGGUUUCUCAAGUUGAAUCAUCAUAUUUCAACAAAAGAUCUAAAAAGCGUCGCUCAUUCAUGGAAACAAAUUACACAUCCCUGGUAUCAUUCCCAGAACAGGAUCAUUUAGGUAACAGCUAUGGAAAUAGCAUCCCAAACUAUGGAUCUAUAUCAUUCAACCAAGGUGCUGGCCGAAUGCCAUGUUUUGAUGGUGGAUGCUCAGAUAAAGGUCCAUGUCCUACAGUCUUAUCCCUAACCGAUUCUGAAGGAGAACCAGCGCAACUGGAAUCCAAGCCCAUCAACCCAUCCAAAGUCAAUGGAUCAGGACUACAUAAUCCUACUGAUACACACUCAAACAAAGCAUAUCAGCGGAAACAGCAACUUAUAGAGAUGGAACCAGAUUCCAUGGAGUUCAAAUCAGUCACUGAACUAAUGUCUACUGUAUCACCAACUAUAGUAGCAGUACGCUCCCAUAUGGACCUACAGGGUGAAGGAAACACCAGUAACCAUAGCAGAGAUGAUCAAGAGGAAGGUGCAGUGGGAGGUCUAGUUGAGAGACUGUUUGGAGGUCACUUGUUCUUUGAUAUGUCUAGAGGACAGUGUGAUAGCAGUGUUUUAUUUGAUCAAAGAGAUGAUCAGGUAACCAAACAAAUGGAAGAUUUUUUCCAAGGCAGUUCAGUAACUCAAAAGAGCAGCUCACUACCAAGACUAGGCCAGAUAUCCCCAUCAAGUUUACCCUACUUUCAUGUCCCAAGCAUAUCUUACACCACAAGCCCUAAUAUAGACAGAUAUGGCAAUACUGUACAUCUACAAUUUGGGAUGGGAAAGCACUCGGUGGAGCCAAUAGAGAGAACCAGAAGUCAAAGCAUGUCUGCAUCUUUUGGUAACAGCGCACUGCAUUGCCCAUCAAGGCACUUAUUUUCCCAGCGAGUCAAAGGACCAGAAUCUGAUGAAACCGAUGAUUUUUGUGACCCUUCACUCCGAGAACUAUCUUCUAGUGUACCAUCUUAUGAACCAGCCCAAAGGUUCCUUCUUACACCCUGUUCAUCCAGCAUCCUUGGGCGACUCUCUGCCUCAACAUUGCGGGGAAAGAUCCAGAACCUUCCCCUCUACUUAUCACGUUCCCAGGAAAUGUUAAAUGCCAGUUCUAAUGGCAGUGGCAGUGUUGAGCCUGUGAGAAGACUUUCAGAAACACAGCUACAAACAAAUGAAGUUGAAGUAGCAGAAGAGGCAACUGAGGAUGUAACGUUGAAUGAAGGUUCUCCUGAGGUAACAGAGGUAAAAGUGGUUACCAUAGUAUCUGAAGAGGUCACUGAGGUCAUUGAGGAGUUAAGAGAGGUCAGCCACACUAGUGCUAAAGCAUGUGGGCAGCAGAAAACCAAAACUGACCCUAAAGAGUUUUCUGUAAAAGCCAUAUCCCCCUUGUGCUCCAAAGCAGGCAACUCUCUCCAAGUCAGCCCCUCAUCUGUAGUGGUUACUACACAGAAUCUAAACAGACCCUGGGGGGUGGUAACGUCUAGUGGGUUACAAGGAUGUAGCCACCCUUCCUCAAGCACAACUCCCCAUAACUUCACCUCUAGUUGUGGGGUUUUUGCAAACUGCAAGUCCGAACCUACCAUAACCCAACCACAAUCCUUGCCUAGCUCAAAUCUACAUGAGAAACCAGAACUUAGCUGCAGCUCGGUACUGGCUAUGGGGUGUGACACUGUAAUGGAAGGUGCUCAAACACCUUUAGAGGCCUGCCAUACAGUAUACACCAACUGUUUUAGUGGAGUUCUUGACAGCGCCAGUUUCGAUGAUGAACUCACCGUAUAUGAGUUUUCCCGCAGAACAAGCCAGGGUGAAACAGGGCAUGCUGUUUUGACAUCUGUCCCUCCUUCCUCGCUCUCUGCAUCUCCUGCAUCUUUCUCCCCAUCUUCUCCAUUGCCCUUGUUCCCUCAUCUAGUACUGCCUGCUUCAUCAUCUACAGAGCUCAGUCCCCUUCUGUUUCCAUUGGAUGCCCCUGACUGCUUCCUUUCAGACCUUCAUGAAGAUACCAUCACUUCACUGUUGACUCGUCGAUAUCCCCUUCCACCAACAGGAUUCCUUUCUUUGCAAAGGGAUGUGGAUACCCUCUUAAAUGUUCUUGCUGGCGCUAUGAAAAACCAAGAUGGGGUCCAUGAGCACCCCAGGGAUAACUGUGUGGCUCACUUUUCAGAGAACAAAAGGCGAUUACAUGCAGAGGCUCGGGGGCUUUUAGCAGGAUGCCAACGCGUGGUCAGGGUUGGGCAGACGCCAGAGGAAACACUUAAGUCGUUGUCUGAAAGCUUCCACUCACUGGUACAGCUGACAAGCGUGUGCUUAUGUUUCUCUAGCUGCCAGCGAUGCAGGGAGCGCCAUGCCCAAGCACUUACAGGACUAGCAAGUGUUGCAAAAACUUAUCAGGACUUUGCUCGGGCAGCAGAGCUAGUGGGAAGUGCUACAGAAAGAAAGACUUGUCAUGAUCUCAGUAUUAAACUCCUGGCUCGCCAAUGCACUGCACUAACAACUUCAGUCUUCUGCCUCACCCAGCUCUUUCGCACUCUUACUGCCCUUUGACCUUUGAACAGUUACAUUGAGUAGUUUUUUUUUCCUCCUCCAAACCGCAAGAAACCAGUCAGAAUAAUUCAAAUGUUUUUCAAAUUGAACUGUUGAGAUCUAUAACAUUAACAUUGAUGCAGUGUCCAAAGGUAGUGGCACACUCACAAACAUACAGACACUGAAAAAUAAAACCUACCAUUUAAAUGUUUUGAAUGGAUUAACCUACAAUGACAAGUGUACUGAGAACAGAAUUUCUAAACAGGGUACUAAACAGCUUGUUUCACAGUAUUUGUAUGUUGGGUUUAAGUAUUUAGUAUUGAAUGUAAUUCUAAACCAUAACUGUCUUUGUACUAUGGUUGUCCGUAAUUUAUUCUGCUUUAUGAGGAAAGCAUAGACAGGGAUUUUGCGUAAUGUAUUUUCCAACAUUAUCUGCUCUCAUACGCUCUCUUUCUUGCUUUCUCACUACUGUUCUCACCAAUGUUGCACAUACAGUAUAUUCUCUUCUCUCUGCUAGUGUCUAUAUUAGAGAAUGUUAUAAAAGCUUUCUGCAGUAAUCACCUGGGUUAUAAAUGUUUACUAAAUACAAACAAUAUUUUACUUGAGUUGCCAGUAAUGUUACUGUGUUCCUUUAGAAGAACAUACCAAAGCCUAUGGAUGAAUGAUUUUGCCGUGAAUGCAGAUUCAUUCAAAAGACUUUAUAUUAACUUUUGCACAUGCUUUACAGUUAUAACUUCAAGAAGGGAGGUUUAUGUGGAUCAUUCGAUUAUUUUUGUGGAAAAACAACAGACUAAUUUUUGGUGCCAUUGAUUUAUUUUUCACUGAUAAGUUUUUCCUUUUCAGUCAUUCCUCCCUCUCUAGUUUUCCCAAAGCACCGCUCACAUAAUCUUACAAUGAUCAAAUUAUUCUAGAAAAUGUUUGAAAAGUGACAGAUAUGGAAAAUUACAAAUUUGAGUGUGACAGAAUAUUAAAUGGCUAAAUUAAAUGGAAAGUAAUUUACCCACCAGUACAUGUGUCUGAAUACCAAAAAGCUGCCAUGCACUCUCUUCCUAUAAGGCAGGGGUGCCCAACCCUGUUCCUGGAGAUCUACCUUCCUGCAGAGUUCAGCUCCAACCCUGAUC